This is a messenger RNA of Pangasianodon hypophthalmus (striped catfish), 3102 nucleotides long. It is a transcript of the gene gnpat2, whose product is annotated as glyceronephosphate O-acyltransferase 2. Bases 531 to 2540 code for a protein of 669 amino acids. Gene Ontology annotation, molecular function: glycerone-phosphate O-acyltransferase activity. Gene Ontology annotation, cellular component: peroxisomal membrane; mitochondrial membrane. The record is from RefSeq and is a predicted model, not a curated record. Gene Ontology annotation, biological process: ether lipid biosynthetic process. Lineage: Eukaryota; Metazoa; Chordata; Actinopteri; Siluriformes; Pangasiidae. The transcript is spliced from 16 exons.
GGGUAUCGAAAGAAUCGAUUCAUGGGAGUCGUUUCUAUUUGUUCUCUGGCUUGAGGAUGAAUAAAGUGAACUAAAGUCCAUGUCUGAAUGGAGCAACAUUACAGCUGUAUGAAUCUCCUUCUCUGCUGCUUUACAUCGUCUGUUGUGAUUCUGGAUCUGUUUGGGAACGUGUGUGUGUGUGUGUGUGUGUGUGUGUGUGUGUGUGAAGGAGUCGACUCACGACUGUGCGAGAACUUGAGCCGCAUCAACUGCACUGUGUCAAAGAGUCGGUUCUUCUAAACCGAUUCUAUUCGAUUCUAAAGCUUCAGAAUCGACUCUUUCAAUCCUAUGCCUGGAUUCCAGGAAUCGACUCUUUGUAAGAAUCGAAUCCCAGGCACAAUGUCACGGCAGGUGGAGCUGCUCCCGGUGCAACAAGUCGCGCGACAGCUUUGAGGAGGAGUUUCCGAAACCGGGGCCGGUGAUUGGGGCUCGCGCAUGAACCGAGUCGUUACCCGGCUGGAGAAGUGUGCACCUGCCGUGGAGCUACAGCCAUGGAGAGACUACUGAGAGAACAUGCCUUAAAACCAGAGCCCGAAAACGUCUUCGACAUCCUGGAGGAGAGAAGGCGGGGCAGUGAUAUAAGCCACGCCCUCAGGACUUUUAGCGCUCAGCCGUAUCGCGGAGCCACGCCUCUGUCUGUGAGCGCCCUCAACAGGAUGGUGCAGGAGUCACAGUAUCUACGCUACGUUAUCUCUGAGGUACACUCCAUGCAGAUAGCCGUGGAGUCGGGUGAGCCGCAUGAGUGUGUGAAGGAGGAGGCCGUGAGCAUCUUAGAGGAGAUGAGUCAGAACCUGCAGCUGAGCUUCAUCCGCCUCAUGGGUUUCGCUCUCACUAAAGUCUUCAAGAGGCUCUUCAGCUCCAUACGGGUGAACGAGGACGGACUCGCACGGCUCCAACAGGCCAUUCAGGAGCAUCCGGUCAUUCUGAUGCCCAAUCACAGGAGCUACAUCGACUUCCUGAUUCUUUCCUAUAUCAUGUUCACCUAUGACCUUUCCAUCCCCGUCAUCGCUGCUGGAAUUCCGCUGAUGGGAAUGUCUCUGAUUGGUGAGAUCUUGCGCCGGUCCGGAGCGUUCUUUAUUCGCCGUGCGAUUGGAUCGGAUAAACUCUACUGGGCCGUGCUCUCUGAGUACGUCAGGACCAUAGUGCGGACAGGUUUUGCUCCUCUAGAGUUUUAUGUGGAAGGACUGCGCAGCAGGACGCUCAAAUCUCUGAAGCCCAAACUGGGGAUGAUGCAGAUGGUCUUGGAGCCGUUUUUUAAAGGCGAGGUGUACGACAUCACUCUGGUUCCGAUCAGCAUCAGCUACGAUCGCGUCCUGGAAGAAUCUCUGCUUGCUCACGAGCUGCUCGGCGUUCCCAAACCCCGAGAGACCACCAGGGGUUUGCUCAAGGCUCGCCAGGUUCUGGAGGAAAACUACGGCUGCAUGCAUGUGUACUUUGGGAAACCGGUGUCUGUGAGAGAGCUGGCUAAGGGGAGAAUCCACCGCGGUCAGUACAACCUGAUACCCAGGGAUCUGCCGCUGAAGCUCAGUGCGGAGCUGCAGGAGUUUGUGAGUGAUGUCGCUCACUUGUUGGUGCAGUUGCAGGAGCGAGAUCUCGUUCUCAGCCCGUGGACUCUCAUGGCGCUGAUCCUCCUGCAGAACCCUGAUGGUGUGGAGUGGAACACGUUUACCCAUAAAACCCUGCGCCUGAGGACAUUCGCUGCUCAACUCGGAGCCCGAAUCGACUGGCCUGCACAGCUUCCUGACUCAGAGGUGAUGUUGUCCAGCAUGGCCCUGCAUCACUCUCUAGCACGCUUUGAGAACGGGCAUGUCCGAUUGGUCGAGGAGGCGGGGCCAGGACCCGUCACUCAACAGGAGGCCGUGUUCCGGCGAGCGUCUGCGGUGCUCAUGUGCGCCUCCUACAGGAACCAAGCACUGCACGUGUUUACGCGACCUGCGCUGGUUGCCGUUGCCAUGACAACAGCGCCAAGCUACAGCAAAGACGAUGUCUUCAGCCGCUUCUGUUUCCUGCAAGAUCUUUUGGCAAAUGAAUUCAUCUUCAUGCCUGGCCAUGCAGCGCAGGAUUUUGAGGAGGGCUGCUCUGGCCUGCUGCGAUGUGGAGCUCUGAGCAUCUAUGACCACGGACUGAGAGUGAUUGAAGAAGAGCAGGACACCAUUGUCUUCCUGAGCGCCGUCCUUAAACCGUUUAUUGAAACAUACCAGGUGGUGUUUCGAGUUUUGUGUGAGGAAACAUUUCAGACGUUUACGGAGAAGAGGUUCGUGCCUGACGCCCGUGCUGCCAUCAUGAAGCUCUUCCUCUCAGGUGAGGUGCGGUCGUACGAGUGUUUGUCCUCCGACACACAGAAGAACGCUCUCUCGGCUCUGGUCAGGAUGGGAGCUGUGUCUAAAUCCAGGGUAGCUGAACAGUUUGAGUACAGGGUGAACCACAGUGCAGUGAGGAGAAUAUGGGACACGCUGGAUGGCAGCGUCACGUCCAAGGUGCCGCUGUACUCGAGACUGUGACAUGACCCUCCAUUUCUGCUCUUUUUAUAUAAUAAAUAAUGAGUUAAAGUAGGACCUUCCACAGCCUGAGCGAUACUAAUUACAAAAUAAUCCGAACAAACCCAGGACAAAGAACAUUCCCGCAGAAAAUUCCCAGAAUUCCCUGCUCUAUCAUGAACGAAUUUGGCAGCUGGUGUCACUUGAAGUACGAACGCUCAGAGGUGUAAAGAUAUUAGCACUAAACACAUUUCACUGCCAGGUAGGUGUGGAACAGUGUUCAGUACACCACAGUAUUAAAGUUCCAGCAUCUACACUGAUGAUUAUUUAGUACCAUUGAUUAUCUAUUACUUCCUGUACCAGAAUAAAUAAUCUGUAGGUUUUCAGUGACUGUAGAUACAUUAAUACACAGGUCUGUCCCUGCUGAUGUGUAAUUGUAGAUAUUUUGAUUUGUAGAUAGUAAUUUAUAAUAAAAAAACAGACUAUCAUUAUAGUGUUUCAAAGCAAUGUGAAAUAGCACAAUGUAUAAUAUUGUAUAAUACAUUAGGAAUAAAAAAGGUUUCUGAUUAAAUAAACAUGAUUCCAC